Trichosurus vulpecula (common brushtail) is the source of this 5196-nucleotide messenger RNA. It is a transcript of the gene FBF1, whose product is annotated as Fas binding factor 1. Gene Ontology annotation, cellular component: ciliary basal body; ciliary transition fiber; centriole. The record is from RefSeq and is a predicted model, not a curated record. Lineage: Eukaryota; Metazoa; Chordata; Mammalia; Diprotodontia; Phalangeridae. Gene Ontology annotation, biological process: establishment of epithelial cell polarity; cilium assembly. The transcript has 31 exons. The coding region runs from base 515 to 3979 and encodes 1154 amino acids.
CUACCAAGGACCUAGGCUGCCGCGGGAGAGGCCAGAACCCUCUGAAGGGCCGCGGCCUGCCAGGAGUGGUGCAGAAUGCUCAGCCUGGACGCCAAUGGAGCUGUGAUGUCAUCGAUGUGGGUAGUCCCUCCAGCGGGGCAGAUAGCCACCCUUCCACACCUCGUACCAUUCUAGUCCAUGCAUGCCAUAAAGCCUCCAAAAAAAAGAUCCACCCAGUGAGCCAAAGGCCUUUCUCCAAGUCUUUGCACCCCUCAACUUGCCCAUCCCUUAUUCCGAGUUGGUGAUAGAAUAAGGAAUAAAUGAAUGAAUAAAUAGGCAGACGAGCCAGUUCCUAAAGGUACACAGAUGCACCCGAGCAGCCAAAUGUGAUGGAAGAAAAGAUGUUGAAGGUCCCAGACAACAGAUAACGAAGCAUACUUCCCUCCACUCAACAUAGAGGGAGGCCACGGAGACAUCUCGGUCCAAGGAGGAGUAUGAUCUAUGACAUCAGACCUCCUCCCUUCAUGCCACAAAAAUGAAGAAAGGCCUGAAAAGCUCGAUUGAUGAUGUGCUUGGUGACCUCUUGGAUGAUGACACUAUGCCAACUGAGAAACCUCUCCAACCAGCUGCAAAUCCCAGGGAUAGCCUAGGAUCGUCUCGGGGCUUUUCUUCAAGGGCCAGAAAAAAGUCCAUUCUGGAAGACGACUUCUUCAGCACCAUGGCAGCCCAGGCAGGUGCAGAUGCUGAGUUUUCUGAUAUCUCAGAUGCAGACCCACAGGCUUUGCUACGGUCUAUGAAGGAUAUGGAUGACAUGGAUGCUGAUCUCUUAGGCCUGAAGAAGUCUAACCUAACUGGUAAUAAAACAGCUGCAAAAGGUUCUGGAAAAGAGGAGUUCCCUGGUGAUUUCUCUAGAUCUACAGGAAAAGUAAUAGCCAAUGAGAAAGGAGAGACCGUUUCCACCAAGAAGCCUGUGCCUUCCACUGGGAGCGCUGGGCGCGCAUACAAGAAGUUUCCCUUUGAUGAUUUGGAGGACCCCUUGGCAGGGCUUCUCUCUGAUGAAGAGGAAAGAACUGCCAAGAAGCCACCUGUGAAAGAGAGUAAAGCAGUCCCUGAAAAGAGCCCUACCACAGUUAAAAAUCAAGGUACCUCUCUUUCUUCAACUCCUGGUGACACCAGCAUUCAAAAGAAGGAGGAGUUGAAGUUUGAUGAUGGGGAUGACCUCAUGGCCACCCUUGGGUUUGGAGACAGUCCAGAGGCAGAGCGGAAGCAGGAAAAGGGAGUCCGGGAUGGGCCCCGUCCUGCUCGCGCUAAACUGGAUGAGCUACUGGGACGUGGAACUGCCUCCAGGCUCCUGGAGAGACCAGGCACUGGGGAGCUCCGGGAGUUCAGGCUGGAUAAGAAGUACCAGAAACAGCUUGAAAAAGAAGAUCCCUGGGGAGAUGACGACUUUGCCUUUGGAGCCUACCAGCCCACAGUGGCUUCCUCCUCUGAGAGCCAACAGUCCCGCAGACAGUCUGUCAGGUUCUCAGCAGAGAGUCUCAUCAAUCCCAAGGGAGAGCAAUGCUCCAAACAGAGUAUACCAGUCACAGCCAGCCCUGCUCAUACUGGGAAGGGAGGAGCUGACUGGCUGGGCCUCAAGGAUGAGGACUUUGACCGGCUCCCUCCAUCUCCCACCAAAGAAUCGAGCAAGGCUGGCUCAACCAUGGCUACACCUUCGGAACCUAGUCCUACAGCCCGGCACUCUGCUCCCUCCAGUCUGCCUGGGUCAGGGAUGAAGCCAUCUGCUGAUGCUGCAGCUAUCCCUCACAAACCCAACCUGUCUCCCAAGCGAGGAACAUCAGAGGAAAAACAAGAGGAGGAUUGGCUAAGCCAUGCCUUGUCUCGAAAAAAAUCUCAGAAUUUAGCUAAAGAGGAGCAGUCUGGGACUUCUAAAGGCCUGAGCCCUACCGAAACAUCUGAUCUACCCUUUGUCAGUCAACCUGCUGCCAGUACUCAAGGACCCGAGCAAGCAGCUGCCAUUGGAACCCCAGGGACAGCACCAGAAGCUGCACACACCUGCCCCAGGGGCAGUGGGGUUCCCCCAACUGAGGCCCACCCCAAGACACCAACUGCCCUUGUACUUCCUGCAGCUGAACCAAAGAGAGACGCUCUUCCUGGAGAAGUUCCCAGCGCUGACCUUGCAACUUGUUUCCGGAGAUCCCAAGAACUAACAGGGACUUCCAUGCCUGUACAGGGCCUUCUCCCAGAGAGCCUGGCCCUGAGUCUACUGCCAGGAGGAGAGUAUCAGAAGAGGGUCCUGGCUGCACAGGCCCAGCUGCAGUGUGGCACAGUAGAACUCCAAGAGGAGCUAUUAAAAAGUCAGGCCCGGCAGGCAGAACUGGAGACCCAGGUACGGAAGCUGGAACUAGAGAGAACUCAGCAGCAUAUCUUGCUUGAAAGUUUACAACAGCGGCACCAGGCAGACUUGGAGCUCAUUGAGAAUGCACAUAGGAGCCGGAUCAAGGUGCUAGAGACAUCGUACCAGCAGCGAGAGGAGCGACUACAGAGGGAGAACGAGGAGCUUACGGUUCAGUAUCUGUCUCACUGCCAGGAGGCCGAGAAGGCCCGAGCUGAGCUUCUGGCACAACAUCAGCGUCGCCUGGCUGCUGCUGAGCAAGAGAAGGACCAGGAGAUCGAGAGGCUCCAGAACUUACAGAGGGCAUCCAUCUCAGAGAUACAAAAAGACCAUGAGGAGCAGCUACAAAGACUGAAGCGGCUGAAAGACCGGGAAAUUGAUGCCGUUACAAGUGCUACUUCCCAUACCCGGUCCCUCAAUGGGGUUAUUGAACAAAUGGAGAAGUUCUCCUGUAGCCUUAAUGAGCUCUCAUCCCGUGUGGAAGCCACUCACCUUACCAAUUCCCAAGAGCUAGAGAUAGGUGCCCGUCAGCGUGAUAAGCAACUCCAAGCCCUGCAGGAAAGGUUGACUCUGCAGCAGCGGGACAUGGAGGACGAGAGGAACAGGCUACAUGAGAUCAUUGGGAAGAUGGAGGCCCGACUGAGUGAACAGAGCCGUCUUCUAGAGCAGGAGCGCUGGAGAGUGAGUGCCGAGCAGUCCAAGGCAGAGUCCACGCAGCGUUCCCUGGAGGAACAGAGGAGGGUCAUGAACCAGCAGCUCAGCAUGGAGCGUGAGGAGCUGGAGAGGGCCAAGAAUGCUUUACUAGGGGAGCAGAAAUCAAUCAUGCACAAGUGUGCAGAGGAGGGACGGCGGCUGGCUGCAGAGUGGGCCGAUUUCUAUGCCCAGCAAAGGCUAAGUAAAGAGCGGGCAGAGCGUGAGGCCGAGCGUGUGCUGCAGGUGGACUCCCAGAGGGAGGGCGCCAUCGUCAGUCUGGCCAAGGAACAAGCAGAAUUGAAGGUCAGAGCGAGUGAGCUGCGGCUUCAAGAGGAACAUUUGGCUGGGGAGUGGGAAAUUCUGGAGCGGGAACGGCAAGAACUAAGGCUGGAGAAGGAGAAGGUCAACGCAGCUGCCCUACGCAUCAAACUCCAAGCUGAGGAAGUUCAGAACAUGAGCAAGGUGGCCUCUCAGAAGUAUGAGGAGGGAGAGAGGGCUCUUCGGGAGGCUCACAAGCUGCAGUCAGAGCACCAGGCCCGGCUCCAGGUCAUGCAGCAGCAACAGGAACGACUCCGGCAGCAAGAGCAGCAACUUCACCAGGAGAAUUUGAAUUUGGCUCAACAGAGGCAGCAGCUAGAUCACCUUCGACUGGAUCUUCCCUCUCCCAUCAUGAGGCUAAGCCCUGCUGUCCAGGUCCUCAGUUCUUCUGGCCUGAAUGCUAUGACCCCUCCUGCCAUCACCAUUCCUGGACACAGCCAGCCUUCUGCAGGCCUGAGCCCUUCCCACUUGCAUGCCAAACUGGUGCUGCUGAAACACAUGGCUGAGAAGGAUCGGGACUUUCUGGAGGAUGAGAAAUUCUUCUUGGAAACACUGAAGAAAACUUCCUAUAGCAUGACACCCUAUACAGCCUGAGUAUGUACCAGAGUACCGCUCUGGCCUUCCAGCAGGGAGGAUUCAGGGGCUGGAAUCUAUACCUACUGCACUCUGCCAAUUAAUUCUCAUCUCAUUGCAUCAGCAGAGAUCGUACCACCACAAACCAUGCCAGGCUCCUCCCCUGUGCCUCUGAGGCACCCAGUGGACUACCUACACCUGUUUGCCUAAGCACAGCCACAUGUUCGUGGUCACCACAUCCCAUGUCAACAACAGUGAGUGGGAAAGAGUAGGGGACAAGCUUUUCUUCAUCACUGUGCUGCUCUGUUCCAUCUCAAUACCCGAUGCUUCUCAUUACUGGCCAAAGGAUCUGACCAGCCUCCCGGCCUGCCAGAGCUAUGUACCACCUCAAGGCUAGACCAGGGUCAAUAUUUCUUGACCACAUAAUAACACAAAACAAAGCAGGAUUCAGGAAGCAGAACCCUCAGUAAAUUUCCAUUUAAUGUCUUUCAGAUACCAUCUUAGUGAGCUUACCCAGCUCGGGGAAGGAGGGGCUAGCACAGUGGCUCUGAAUGCUAAUGCUCCUACAGCAGCCAGGGUGUCCCAGAAUGACUGGGGUUGUACUCUUUAGACAGUCUUGUGACAGGACUAGUUUUUCCCAGGGAAGCGGCCUCAGAGAACUGAGGAGCAGCUGACACAAGGUAUCCUCCCUGAUAGAAAACAGACUCCUCCCCCAGACCUUUAGACACCUGGCCCUGGGGCAGGCUGGAGCAGGUGUGCAUGAUUUCUGGUGGAACUUAAGCAGACUCCUGGUUUCACCAGCCACUCUUGCACACAAGUCCAUUCAUUCUCUUUGUUCCCCAAGUCUGCCGGGCUAAUGGGCUCACUUGGCUGGAGCACUCAGCCCCACAAGCUUGUUUAUUAGAUUCUUCCAUAUGUGCAGGGGGGACCAGGGAGCUGGGGAACGAAUGCUGCCCAUUUGUGUCACCUACCAUGGAGCAAGGCCAUGGGGAAAAUGAAGACAGACGGCAGCAGAUGUCACAGCUCCAUUUUGCUCCAGCUCCAGAGAGCAGCUAAUGGAAUCUACUGUGUCCAGGCCUCUGCCGUUGCAAUUUUCUAGCUUGUAGGCGGUAUGCCAAGACUGGCCAGGAAGAUGGCAAGGGAGAGGGAGGAUUGGGGAAUCAGCAAUUGUUCCAUGUGGAACCAAGGUCAAUUUAGCUUUUCAAAUAAAAUCACAGUUCUAAAGCUGCUUCUACCAG